This is a messenger RNA of Saccoglossus kowalevskii, 3066 nucleotides long. Its product is annotated as tektin-3-like. Gene Ontology annotation, cellular component: nucleus; microtubule cytoskeleton. Gene Ontology annotation, biological process: cilium assembly; cilium movement involved in cell motility. Lineage: Eukaryota; Metazoa; Hemichordata; Enteropneusta; Harrimaniidae. The record is from RefSeq and is a predicted model, not a curated record.
GUGUACCACAUAGAUUAGAGUCCGUCGAGUUCCGUCAGUCUACAGUGGAACUUGUUGAGCUUCAUAUCUGGCCCAAAUUCCAAGUUCAACGUGGUUAUUUCGGUGGAGGUAGUGACAGUGUCAGUUUGGAGACAACAACCGACUCCAGAGAAGAAGGAACAACUCCGUUUCGGAACACUGUUCUCUAAAGUGAGUUAAUUAAUUACUUCCCCACCUUGUAACAGGACUGGGCUACUGACGAUUUGGUUGACGCAUACACACUAGACGAUAACAACAUGCAGGAUUAUUACGGACAAACAAUGACAGGGAGUUAUUUCUCCGCUCCCAGAAUGGGAACAGGAGCGACUUUCCUGCCACCACUUGAAAGCACCAUGCAAGCAUCUUACAAGAGCUAUGCACCGCCAUUUAUUGUAAGCCAGUCACUUAAUUUACCAUGGAAACCCAGCGUGUACUACCGAGGUGCUAAUAAGUUAAGUCCACUCAGCCAGAGUGCUCCCGUCGCCAAUCCUAGUAUACUGAUGCGAGAUGAUGCUGUCUACAGAGUACCCCCAAUGCUCCCUUCGAAUCGUACGGCUUUAUUUUCCAAGUAUACCCCAACGGAAUGGUUCAAGAGCAACAACACAAACUACCGAACGUCCGAUUUCACAAGAAGCGCUGCACAGCGGUUACGUGACGAGAACGUCCGAAUUGCUCACGACACCGACGCAAAAACCUUUAAGAACCAACACGAAUCGAGCAAGAAUUUGGGACAGAGGAUGAGCGACAUCAACUUCUGGAAAUCGGAACUACAUAAAGAAAUCGAUGAAAUGCAGAAAGAAAUCAACGACGUAGCUGCAUGGAAACAGAGAACCGAACACGCACUGAGAGAGACCGAAGGACCUUUGGCAAUUGCGCAAGAAUGCCUCUUUAAUCGUGAAAAGAGACAAGGAAUUGACUUGGUGAACGAUGCUGUAGAAAAGGAACUGUUGAAGGAGGUAGACACAAUUAAACGUUCCCAAGACCAACUGAGAAAAAUGAUCGACCGCCAGUCAGCACAGCUAAGCAUGAACAGAGCAGCCUUACAUGAACUCGAGAAAGACACCGCUGACAAAUGGCGCUCGCUGAACAUCGAUGGCAAAUGUCACCAGUUACAUAACAACUCGGAAGGCUUGGCAUAUUUCCGUGGCGUAGAGGGCGUGGACAACACGGUUUCUGUGCCAGAAAGUUGGGCUAAAUUCACCAACGAUAACCUGCUGAGAUCGCAGCGUGAGCGUAACGCAUCACGUGGUCUAAGAGGCGACGUCGACAGCGUCCUUCAGGAAACUGCCAAUGACAUGUGGACGCAAUACAACACAUCCAACGUCGCCUUUCAAGGUAGAGUGGCUGAGACGCUUGACGCUAGGAACAACAUCCAGGCCCAUUUGGCUAAAGUACUACAAGAAAUUAAUGAAAUGGAAAACAACAUUUCAAUGAUGCGAAAGGCACUCCAGGAUAAAAAUGCUCCUCUGCAAGUUGCUCAGUCACGUCUGGAUAGCAGAACUCGACGACCCAAUGUUGAACUCUGCAGAGAUCAACCACAACACAGGCUGGUCAGAGAAGUUAGUGAGAUCUAUGAAACAGUUGACAUUCUACAGAACCGUCUACGUGCCGGUGAGGCCGCUCUACAAGAACUCGUCCGUACCAAGACCACCCUGGAGCACGACUUGUCCGUUAAGAACAACAGUCUUUUCAUCGACAAAGAGAAGUGUAUGGGUGUACGUAGGACAUACCCAACCACCACUAAGUUGGCUGCCUACAGACAGGGUCCAUAAAGCAUUCUCCGAAAUUACAAUAUCCAGCUAGUCAAUGAAGUGCACACACAGACAGCGCCACCUCUACACCAUUACAAUGUUCUGUUUGUUUGUUUGUUUUUUCAACCAGCCCUUCAUUGAAAUUGGCUAUGCCUUUUUAGUGGCAAUUAUCUGAAAACUUUACACUCGACAAAGAAUACUUAAUUCGUAUUUUUAUUUGAAUUCAGUAAUUUAUGUCGACCGUUGAUUGAUUGAUACUGCAGUGCAGUCCACGACUUGAACUCGAAGUUGUUUAUUUUGAGCUUAUAAAGCAUAUUUACGGAUUUAAGGUGGAAUCUAAGCAGAUACACACUGGUAGAAAUUAAUCAACCACACAGUAUUACAAAUAAAUAGCAUAAAUAUAGCAUAGAAUGCUCUAAACGCACCAACGCUUAGCACAAUAGCCUUAGGGUCAGGGUUCAGCCAAUAAAUCCCACAGCUCACAUGGUGGGAUGCCUAUGCAAAUAUUCUGCUUGAAAAAUUCAAGCGUUUAACCGUCCAUGGAUUAGUAUAUAUUAAAUGGUAUUUUCGAUGAUGCCGAAUUUAGGCACACUCCCAGUGACUGCAAUAGCGGUGUUUGCCAGUCUUGCACCACUUGUCAAUUUCACUAAUCAAUUAUGCAAAGCUUUAAUUCAUCAUUAGACUCACGUUUGUAUUUUAGGUGUUCAAUUUAUGCACGAAUUUUCAAUGUAAAUAUGUUUUUUUUUCUCUUUCCAUUAACGUUUCGAAAUUAAAAGACGCAGAGAAAUGGAGCGGUGUUGAGAUUGUACAGUUAAAAUGUAGUGUUCACUCACAUACAAAUGGUGCAGAAAAUGGUGCGAUCAUCUAAAAUUUAACUUAAAAAAUAUGUUUAAACUGUUUGAAGUGUGUUUUGUUGUAUUUUUAACAUGAACAAUUAUAACUAAUUAUAAUUAGUUUUUUUUCAGCAAUUCCGUCCAAGUUUCUUUGAAACGCAAUUAGAAUAUCUAGCCUCCUGAUCACAGAGUGUCUUACAGAUUUUUCAAAUAGAUAAUUUGGAAACGUUUGCUAUAAAAAGGAUUUUGAUAUAAAUAUGAACCCACGAAUAUUAAAUCAAAAUUGGACACAUAUAUUAAUAUAUUAUGGUGUCAUAUUUAUGUCGUUUCCUAUAAAGUGUUCGUUUGGUGUUCAUUACUUCAAAGUGCGCUUGAUUGUUUUUUGUUACAUUAUUGACACAUUUGAAGCGUGCUAUUGAUGUAUCGUAAUAUCAGAAAUGAAUAAAUAUUGCUAUGAAAUAUAU